Plectropomus leopardus (leopard coralgrouper) is the source of this 421-nucleotide messenger RNA. Lineage: Eukaryota; Metazoa; Chordata; Actinopteri; Perciformes; Serranidae. The record is from RefSeq and is a predicted model, not a curated record.
CUCUUUUCUUCUUUGCCUGUCAGAAUCAGGAUCACUACUCCGUCCUCGGGCUGCCACACUUGCGGUACAAAGCCACGCAGAAACAGAUCAAAGCUGCCCACAAAGCGAUUGUGCUGAAGCACCACCCCGACAAGAGGAAAGCUGCGGGAGAGCAGAUAGUAGAGGGAGACAACGACUACUUCACGUGUAUCACUAAAGCGAUAGAAACCCUGUCAGACCCCGUGAAGAGGAGAGCCUUCGACAGUGUCGACCCGACCUUUGACAACAGCGUGCCUUCAAAGAGCGAAGGCAAAGAGAACUUUACGGAGGUCUUCUCCCCCGUUUUUGAGAGAAACGCCAGAUGGUCAACCAAAAAGCACGUGCCCAAACUCGGAACCAUGGAGUCGUCUUUCGAAGACGUCGAUAAUUUUUACUCUUUUUG